GCGUAGUCGCUAAGGGGUGGGUCUUCGCAAGCGCUGGAAAACCCACCUUUUUCAUUGUUUGGAACUCCAUGGAAUGCGAUGGUUUGAUCUUACGGUGUCGGGAGGGGGAGAAAGUGAGAACAGACAGAAAGCUGUUCCAAAAAGUAUACGGCUGACUUUGCGCCUAACUAAGGGAAAAAUAGGACGUCGUAUCCAACUCUACGGAUUCACCGCAUUGACCAGAACAAACCGACCGACUAUUUGGUGCCUUGCCACUUUAAGGUAAGUCCAUGUGAUUGUUCGAAGCUAGAUGGAAAAAUGUUAAAGGAACACCAGAGUCGGCUACCUACCGUGAGUCGUACACGGCCAGGCAGUACAGACCCAACUGCGGCAACUUUCCUCCCUCCUCCCCCUCCCUGUUCCUGCCGCAGCCGAAAGGAAACCUCAUCGAAACACCGGAUUGCUGCGCAUUCAAGAAGCAAGGGCUAGUGGUUCUGAUUAAGUUGUCAUUUUUAAAACGUCAAAAUCACACCAGCCAUUCGUGGAUUGCACUGAAAGGUCUGGAUGAGGCUGCACUGAAGCAAGACUCCACUCCACCGGAGCGAGGGAUACAGACUGACUGACAGAGAGAGAGAGAGAAGGAAGAGACUAGCAAUCUACACUUAAGUCAUUCCCUGAGAAAAGAUGCAUCCCUGGAAAAUGAUCGUAUAUCCGCAUCAAACGUAGAAGAAUCAAGGAACAUCCGAGAACGGAGUGUACCGAACCGCUACGUGUCUGUCUGCUUCACACGACGCCAAGAAACUCCCUUCAGAUCCAAGUGGUACUGACAAGAGGACUGGUCACGCAAAUGCAUACCUCCCACACAGUUGUCAAAUAAAUCUUGCAAAGCUUGAAAAGCUUGGAAAACAGCACCACACCCCACACCCCCCACUCCCACUACACCACCCAACCCCACCCCACCCCACCCUGUCCUGCCGUGGCCCACACACCGCACCCUCCGCCAGCCCCAAAACCCAGCCAUGUCCGAGUACAAAGACACCACGAACCGCCACCUGCGGCACAAGCUGCAGAGUCUGGGCCGUCGGCUGGACGAGCUGGAGGAGGCCUCCAGUAAACUGCAGAAAGCGGAGGAGGAGCUGAUGGAGCUACAGGACAAGAUCAUCCAGGCAGAGGGCAGUAACUCGUCCCUGCUGUCGGAGGUAGAGACUCUCAGGAAGAGGGUGCUGAAGAUCGAGGGCAAGGAUGAGGAGAUCCGCAAGGCCGAGGACCUGUGCCGGUCCGUCCGGGAGAGGCUGGAGGAGGAUGAGAGGGUGACCAAGGGACUGAAGGUGGAGGUGGAGCGACUGCAGGGAAGAAUGGCUGAAAUGGAGAAACUGGAGGAAGCCUUUGGAAAGUGCAAGUCGGACUGCUCUCAGCUGUGCCUCAACCUCAACGAGGAGAGGAACCUCAACCGCAAGCUGUCCACCGAACUGGAGGCCCUGAAAGUUCGCCUGAAAGAGGUAGACACUUCGGAAGCACGCCUGGACAAGGCUGAGCAGGCCCUCAGUGCAGAGAUGGACAGGCUCAAGGGCCUCACCCAGACCUUCCUGAGCGAGCGCAAGAGGCUUCUGGAUAAACAGAAAGAGGACGAGAAGGUAAUCCACAAGCUCCAGGAAAAACUAGAGCAGCAGAAGAACCGGAUCAGUUCAGACUACGUGCGCAGGGAAUCCAGAGACCUCCGGAUCGAGGAUGAACUCUCAACGGGCCUCACGAGCAAGCUCACCAGGAAGAAGAGCUUCGACUAUCUGAAGUUCAGUGAAGACACAGGGCUUAUGAAUAAAACGGAGAAUGAGAAGAACAGCCUGGAAGGUCAGGAGGACAACAAAGUCAGAGACCUGAACCAAGAAGUGGAGAAGCUCAAGAAUCGCCUGAAGCAACUGGAACUGGUUGAGGAGGACCUGAAGAACACAGAGUCCAAAAACACAGAGCUGUUGGAGAAGUUCCAGCAGGAGAAGAUCAAAAGCCAAUCCCUUGCCGAGCAAGUUCAGCAACUCAAGACGCAGAUCCAUGGCAGCGGCAGCAGUCACGGAGGGGCAGGCAACGGCACGGCUAAAGUGCUGGAGAACGGCAAGGUGGAGAGCGAGGAUGUCGCCGUCCGAGGCUUCCGUAAUGAGAAGCCGAAAUAUCCCAGUUCCGCUAACCCGAAGCCACUGGCCUCCAAACACAAAAGAGAGGUGUCCCCUCAACAGAGGAAAGAGGCCAAGCCACGUAACAAGGACUUCAGCCACUCUGCCGAAAACUCCCCCAAGGCUACCAGGAGGGCGAUGAGUCCAGCACACAAGGCCAAACGGGGACUGAGGACUGGAGCAACUCCAGCCUCUGACAACGGCCUCAGAGAAACGGCAAGAGGCGCUGAGGAGAAACCAGGUUUUGGCAGUAGCCAGGGGUCCAACAGCGACAGCAAAAAGAUGUCUGUUCUCAGCCGUUACCCACCAGCGGCCAAUGACCAGAAGCCGUGGAAGACACCUCUGAAGGCGACCGAGAGCGAUGCCAAAAAGAAGUUCUCCAAGCUGUAUGUUGGCAGCGACAGCGAGUCCAACAGUUCAGAUGGUGUGUGCCAGGUGCCCGUGACCUCUUGCAAGGUGGUGCCGGUCCACUCUGCUGACAAAGACCCUAACUCAGAACAGGGCUUCGGGAACCCUACCCAGGACUCCUCAGCGGUGUUGAGUCUGUCCAAGGCCAACGGCUCUUUUACCGCGUACCGGUCCCAGGUCUCCCCUGUCGUGGUGAGUGAAGGGGGAUCCGAGGGCCACUCCUCCGCCUCGGAGAGUGAGUCCACCGGCUCACGGCCGUCAGUAGGUGACCAGGAGUCCAUAUUCACCUCCAUUAGCAGCAGCAGGUCGUCCAACCCCAGGUAUCCCAGAUACUCCCGGAUACAGUCGUCAGACGGCUCCUCCACCAGAAGCUCCUAUGAUGAGGAAGGCCACAGGGCGUUGAUGGCAGAGGGCGGCUCAGUGGCUGCCCCCCACCAGGAACCCUCUAACACAGUCUCAGGAAUCGAAAUCAGGAGGGUCUGCAGUCCGCGGGAAGCGCUGAGGUCAAAAGCGGUCAUCAAGCCAGCGAUUGUCGAAAGCGACCGCAAAGAGGUCAUGGGACCAGGUAGUGGCAGCGGGAUGGAGCCUACUAUGUCUCUGUCCAGCGGUAAGCCCAAGAUCUCCACCAAGCCGAACCUGACCAGCAAGAUGACCAGCAGCAUCACCAUCUACCCCAACGACCCGAGCUCUUCCCGGACCAGCAGCAGGAGCAGCAGUGCAUGCAGCGAGCCCAUUGUCCAGCGAGAACGACACACGUCCACCAGCAACAUCAUCAUCGGGCCCAGCAGCACCACCAGCAGCUGCGUCAGCGCGGAACAUCGCGGGAGCGUGUCCAUACCUUACGAGAUAUCCAUCCCCAAGAGCGAGAUCACCAUUCGGCCAUGCCAGGACGGGGGUGUCGACGACGGGGACCCUCCCAACAUCAUGGAGUCAGCCCGGAUGGAGACUCACGUGAGGUCCCGGAGCAACUACACCAUGGCAGCCCCACCGGACAUGUCGGAUUUCAGCAACGACGGGGAGUCGGGGUUUGAGAGCAGCAGCAGUAACAGCACCACCACCGUCACCAGUUGGAGGAGCCACGGUCUGAACCACCACCCGCACCAUCACCACCACUACCAACAACCACCACAGCACCACCAACAUCAGCACCAACAACACCAACUCACCCAUCACUCCAGCCAGGAUGAGUACCUCCCAGAGAUGAGGAACAUCACGGUCCGAAGCACCUGGAAGAAGAGGGGCGCCCUCUCCGUAGACGACGUCGGCCAUUCCCCGAGGCUAGACGCCGGUUCGGAAGACGAACUGGACCCGCCAACGUGGAGGGCGUACCGCGCCACCACGGUGCUGGACGCGGAGGAGUUGGCUGCCCCUCCUCCGGUUCCACCACCACCACCUCCUUCUCAUGCCGAGAGCCGGGGGGAGAAACUGAGCCCAGCAGAGGUGUACAUGCGUCGGAUCACCAACAGGGAGGCGCUGGGGGAGCCGGGGCAUCGCGUCAGGGCGCCGGUGACGCCGACGUCUGACGGUGCCGGGCUGGGUAGGACCGUACCCCACGAGCCUGUGAGUGCCAAAGAGAGGCAGCCACGGAGCUGGAAGCACGCCGCGGCAUCAGCAGACGAGAGCGAGCCGCAGCCUGCCAGUUCAUGGCGAAGACAGACGCCCACGGUGACGACCCUGGACUCCUAUGACCGGCCGUCCAGGACCGCAGACCCCAGCAGCAGCAGCAGCUCCAGCACCACCCCCAGUGGCAGGUCAGCGGGGCUGGGCAGCGGCAGGACCGUAGUGGGCCGGACCCCGGAGCGCAGUCGGCCCUGGAGCACCAGGCAGCAUGACAACUGACCCCACCAUCACCAGUGCUUAGGACCUCAGCUGGACCUUCAUAUGCUGGGCGGGAACUUCCAAGUGCAUCCUUCGUGAAACAUCACUGGCUCUCCAAACAACAACAACAAGAAGAGAAAAAGAAAAGAAAUACAACCAGGCGCACACAAAAACACUUCCCUCCCCCCUCCCCCACCCUCUGGCAUUAAGUUAUUCCUUCCAGCACUAGUACUAGCUCUUGCUUUACUUGCCUUCUCUUGUCUUGUGAGUGUUAGACCAGCUUCAGCACACCCCUCCUCCAUCUCCAUCAUCCAUAUGUCUCUCCUAUGAAGCAAGCCUGUAUGUCUGAAAUGGGCAUCCAACACCUGCACAGCUUCUCUGCCUCCCCACCACACAGGAUGGCUUCAAGGGACUCCUCAUAUGUGGAUUUGUGUGUGGGAGAGAGAGAGAGAGAGAGAAAGACGGAGACAGGAGAGAGAUAGACUGAAGCAUUCUGGGACUCAAUCUCUUACAUCGUGGACUAUCGCUGUCAAUGGAUUUCUUUGUUCUGUAAAUCGGUCGGUAAAUCUGACAUAUACACUAGACUCUGACAUGGACACUAACAACUUGCAGGCCAUCAGAUGUAAGGGGGAUAUUUCAGAGACAAUCAUGACUAUUACUUUUUUUUUACUUUUUUCUGUUCGAUUCUCUUCUUGGUUUCCACGCUGUAGCUUAUCAUUUACCCAUUAGAAGGGGUUAGUUGGGCACCUGUAGUAGUUUCUGUUUUGUUUUUUUUUACCUCCAAAGUGACACUUUCUUCUGAGUGCUACUGCAGGUCUGCAGACAGGCCUGUGUAAAGCUCAGUGAUAAUCCCUGCGUACCUCCCUGGCCAAUGCAAGCAACCAUCUGCCCUGGGUUUCCACCCUACUCCUGACUUAAUUGCCAUUACGGCACGUAAAACGCCGUUCUGGCAGAGGAAUCGGGGAAAGCCAAACGCCAAAAAACCCCUAAGGGUUUUCCUGUAAUUUCAUCAGUCGUUUCCAAUUGCCACCUUGCCGUGUUUGGUAAGUUACCAUACCAUACAAAUUAAAAGCAUCAUAUUUCCAUGGCAAGGGAAAAAAAACGGCGUGGUGCAUUUUUAGCCUGAUCUGUAAUUAGGCACCAGACUCUUGCGUUUGGUGUCAGUGACGUUGCAGAAUUGAUAGAAACCUCAGAUUUCCUCUCUGCGCACAGAUGGCGCAUGAUGUGGCAACUCUGGAGGAGUUCUGGAUUUGGUGCCAACACAUCCCCCCCACACACACACA
This is a messenger RNA of Engraulis encrasicolus (European anchovy), 5653 nucleotides long. RefSeq names its product leucine zipper protein 1 (gene luzp1). The record is from RefSeq and is a predicted model, not a curated record. NCBI's taxonomy places the organism in Eukaryota, Metazoa, Chordata, Actinopteri, Clupeiformes, Engraulidae. The coding region runs from base 999 to 4391 and encodes 1130 amino acids. The transcript is spliced from 7 exons.